AUGUAUUCUUCCAUAUUCGCCUUGUGCUUAAUCUUGUCGUUGCUCGAUCUUACUUCGGCAACACCGAUCGUUCGGAAAUCGCUCAAUCCAAACUAUCUCCAGAAGAGAUAUCCUGUCACAACCAGCAGUUUCGCGACGGACAGCGAAUGGCCAACCAAUGUACUUUUCCUCGGAGCAACUCAGACCUAUGGCUUCUGGGUUCCCAUGGACGGCUCUUGGUAUGAUCUCGGGGGGAUCACAUGCCUCGGUCUUCCAGCCUAUGCCGAGGGUCCUUGCAAUGGUAUGACUAUCAACGCGGUUGGCGUCGUCGCAGGGGAUGGACCAUGCAGCUUCCUCGGCAAUGAUGGUUAUAGCGCUACACUAGCUGGCGAUGCUGGAGAUGGUUGGUUCGCGGUGGCACCGCCUCAAAAUAUCAUCUCUGCCAAGUGUGGUUGA
This is a messenger RNA of Exophiala spinifera, 435 nucleotides long. RefSeq lists its product as uncharacterized. The coding region runs from base 1 to 435 and encodes 144 amino acids. The record is from RefSeq and is a predicted model, not a curated record. Lineage: Eukaryota; Fungi; Ascomycota; Eurotiomycetes; Chaetothyriales; Herpotrichiellaceae. The transcript has a single exon.